AUGUCAGUGCAAAUAACCGGCACCUACAGCAUUCACCCCGGGGUUAACGCCGUUAACAGUGAUGAACCACGCAGUGUGCCACCAUUACGGCUGCGUAGAGUAGAUGUGAACGCUGCAUCACCACCACCGAGACCGGCGCGCGGUAUUGCACAACAAGAUGCGGCUGAAGUGAGCGGUGUACGGGUUGCUCCAGACAGUAAAUUCGACGAUAUGUCGCGUGCUCUACAAAAUAAAGUUCAAGACUGUACAUUGAACGUACACGGUCUUAGAUGGGGCGAUGGGUCUGUAUCGGCUGAAAAAAGUCUGCAGAUGCUUAAGGAACACACUGUGCAGGAAUCGCGUGUUUACUUAUACGCCGAAGAGCAUUACAAGUUGGUGUACCUGCAAAGGGUACUUAAUCAUCGCGUUUUCGACCUAGCAUGGUUCAACUGCCCCAACCCGAACGAAGUGUACGAUAGCCGCGACCAUUCGCACUUUACGGGUGAAUAUCGAGGAGCAGCUCAUAGUAAGUGCAACAUCAACUACAGAGACUUCAUGGCAUCAUCAUUGGACAACUUGGCUUCAUACUUAAAGCAACAACCAACUCUAAGAAAAGUUUUUGGCCAGGAUUACGAUGAUGCACAAAUCGAACUUCUCACGAAAAAAGGAGUGUUUCCAUACGAGUACAUCUCAUCGCUCGAGAAGCUCCAAGAGACAGCACUACCACCACCCGAACAGUUUUACAGCUCUCUUACGAACAGCGAUAUUUCUACCAAAGAUUACGAGCACGCAAAGGGAGUGUGGGACUUCUUCAAAAUUUCCAAUCUAAGUGAAUAUUCGGAUCUUUACCUCAAAACGGAUUUGAUAUUACUCGUAGAAGUCUUUGAGAACUUUCGGAAAACGUGUCACGAGGCUUAUGAAUUAGAUCCAGCACAAAAUUAUACAUUACCGGGCUAUUCUUGGGAUGCAAUGCUCUUGUACACCCAAGUCGAGCUAGAAUUACUCACAGACGUAGACAUGUUGCUAUUUGUCGAGAAAGGAAUUCGCGGUGGGGUCUCGCAAUGGUGUAGCAGGUGCAGUGAGGCUAACAACAGGUACAUGGGCGAGGAUUACAAUCCUGAGAAAGAGGACGUAUACCUGAUGUACUACGAUAUAAAUAACUUGUACGGUUGGGCAAUGGCUCAGUAUCUGCCAUACGGAGGCUUUGAAUGGUCCGAUGCCAAAGAUUAUCUCACAUUGCCCGAAGAUUCCGAGUACGGAUACAUCCGCAAGGUGAACCUGGAGUAUCCCGAAUCCCUACACGACUCGCACAAGGAUUUGACACUAUGUCCCGAGCACGCCUGCCCACCGGGCUCGAAACAGCGCAAACUCCUGACCACGCUGAAUCCCAAGCACAAGUACAUCAUUCACUACAGGAGUUUACAGCAGGCAGGACCCUGGCUCAAGUCUUAUAUCGACUUGAACACCGAGAAGAGAAAAAAUAGCAAAAAUGACUUUGAGAAACAACAAUACAAGCUCUGCAAUAACGCCAUAUUUGGAAAAACUAUUGAAAACGUCAGAAAAAGAAUUGAUGUCAAGCUCGUUUCAAGCUGGGAUGGACGUUACGGAGCAGAAGCUCAAAUUUCGAAGCCAAAUUUUCACAGCAGAGCAAUCUUCAACGAAAACCUGGUCGCAAUCCAGCUUUCAAAGACAGCAGUCACCAUUGAUAAACCCGUGUACGUUGGAUUCAGCAUAUUAGAUAUAUCAAAGACGCACCUCUAUCGCUUCCACUACGAUUUCAUGCGCGAUCGUUUUGGAAACAAUUGCAAAGUGUUGUACACGGACACUGAUAGCUUGGUGUACGAGAUAGGGGGGCAAAACGUAUACGAGGUUAUGAAGCAUAAGGAUAAUAUCAAUGAGUUUGAUACAUUUGACUACGAGAAAGACAAUCCAUUCGGAAUGCCAUUACUUCGGGAAAACUCCAAGAAGAUUGGACUUAUGAAGGAUGAACUUUGCGGAAAAAUACUACGACGGUUUUGCGGCCUGCGCAGUAAAAUGUACAGCGUCGAUAUUCAAAAUGGUGGUGUCAUCAAAAAGAUCAAAGACAUCAAGUCAUCGGUGGUAAAGAAUACCAUUACCUUUGACGACUACUUGCAGUGCUUGAGAGAGAAUACAAUCAUCUCGAGGGAGCAGCACAACAUUCGCUCGCGCCUCCACGUUCUGCGAUCCGAGAAGGAGAGGAAAAUUGCACUCAGUCCUCAUGAUGAUAAACGCUACCUAGUACCAGGGACCUUCAACACUCUGCCGUGGAGCCACAAAGACAUCGCUAGCGAGCCUCCAGCCAAGAAGCCAAAGUAUAAUUAA
This is a messenger RNA of Trichogramma pretiosum, 2322 nucleotides long. RefSeq names its product probable DNA polymerase. The transcript is spliced from 5 exons. Gene Ontology annotation, molecular function: DNA-directed DNA polymerase activity; nucleotide binding; DNA binding. The record is from RefSeq and is a predicted model, not a curated record. Lineage: Eukaryota; Metazoa; Arthropoda; Insecta; Hymenoptera; Trichogrammatidae. Gene Ontology annotation, biological process: DNA replication. The coding region runs from base 1 to 2322 and encodes 773 amino acids.